Messenger RNA from Prunus persica (peach), 1491 nucleotides. Its product is annotated as rhodanese-like domain-containing protein 4A, chloroplastic. Bases 133 to 1242 code for a protein of 369 amino acids. Lineage: Eukaryota; Viridiplantae; Streptophyta; Magnoliopsida; Rosales; Rosaceae. The transcript has 4 exons. The record is from RefSeq and is a predicted model, not a curated record.
CCAAAAGUAUGUAAUGGGGAUGGACUUUUGGGUCAUGGGCCGGUUUUAGUAACUACCCAAAAUCGACCGUCCAAUGAUCAUCCUUUCCCUUCUUGGCCUUAUCCCCUCUCUUCCUCUCUGGUAUUGUCUCCGAUGGAGUCUCUUUCCAUGAUCCUCUCCUGCUCUCCACCACUGCAAAACCACCUCAAAACCCAGAAACCAGUCACCUCAGGGCCAAUCUCUCUUCCCCAAAACUCCACCUCUAUCUCCAUUGUUGCUUCUCAACCAUUCAAUUCUUUUCCCUCCACCAAAAACAACCUUCAGUCUCAAUCCUCAAAAUCUGUCCAAAACCCAUCUUUGAUUCUCAAAACCUCUCCUUUUUCACAAGGCUUAACAAGAAACCGGCUUUAUUUUCUUCUCACCGAGCUCAUUACAACUACUGCAUUCACUCUUCCUGGUUUUGCUUCUGAAGCUGCAGUCUCCUCGACUGAGCAAGUUUCUGACAGAAUAAACUUGGAAGCAAUCUUAGUCUCCAUUGAUGACUUUUUCAAUCGAAACCCUUUUUUUGUUGCUGGCUGUACAUUCGUUUGGCUGGUUGUUAUACCUCUGGUUCAAGAGUAUUUGAGAAAAUAUAAGUUUGUUCUCGUCAUUGAUGCAUUUCGGAAACUCCGAGACGACCCAAAUGUUCAGCUUUUGGAUAUUAGGGAUGAGAAGAGUUUGAAGUAUCUGAAGUCUCCAAAUUUGAAGAUUCUGAAUAAGGCUACGGUGCAGGUUCCGUUUUCUGAGGAUGAUGAAGAUGGGUUUGUGAAAAAGGUUUUGGAGAGGUUUGGGAACCCAGCAGACACUGCCCUCUGUGUUCUGGGCAAUUUUGAUGGAAUUUCCAUCAAAGUGGCUGAGUUACUGUUCAAGAAUGGUUUCAAAGAGGCUUAUGCAAUCAAGGGUGGGGUUGGAGGCACAAAAGGGUGGUUGGAAUCACAAGAAACUCUUUUGCCACCAUCUAUGCAUAUCUACCCCAAGAAGAAGGUUGAAACUUCACAAAAAACUGGGAUGAAUGGAGGAGUUGUUCGGGGCAAUGAAGACAGUAAUGGUGCUGCCUCUGCUGGAAGUUUUUCCAUAGGAGAAAGUCAAAGGACGGACAAUGGACGCACGGCGAAGUCUACAGACUCCGUGUCACAUGUGAAAAAUGGUUUUAGAUCAUCCUCUCCCUACCCAAGUUACCCAGAUUUGAAGCCACCAUCUUCCCCAACUCCAUCGAAGCCCUGAAAUCGAUAACAUGAAGCCGCGUCUCCUGUUGGGUGAAGCAAAUUUUUUUAACAAGUUUUGCCAAUCAUUAGUUCUAUAUCUAUCAGAUAAGGAGAGGGUAUUGAGAAAUAAGUUCUGUUGUAUCCCUUAGUUGCCAGUAAAUUGUUAGUUCUGAUUUUCCAUAUCAGCUGUAUAUUUGAUUUUGUCAUGAAUGUAACCUGUGUACUAAAAUUGUGAUUAUUCAAGUGGAAUUGUGUUCAGAAACAAAAA